Molecule: messenger RNA, 2610 nt
Organism: Meloidogyne enterolobii
Lineage: Eukaryota; Metazoa; Nematoda; Chromadorea; Rhabditida; Meloidogynidae
Source: the annotation of a GenBank genome assembly
GUCUCUGUUAUAGGAAUUUAUUUUUUCCUCGUAACUAACAUGUUUAGAUCGGAGGGGUUUUUUGUUUAGCCAAAAAGUGGUGAUUACAGCUGACAGUUUAGGAUAGCUGAGCCCUGAUUUUUCAAGACUAGGUUUUUCUGGAUUUGAGUUUCUCAAACUUUUGAUUUCUUUUUCAUGUUAGUUUCAGUCCUUCCAAGAUUUCCACAUUUCACUAAAAAAGUAAUCUUUCCCUCAUUUUCAGGCACCAAAAUUGAACUCAACGAGGCAAAGGAUCAGUCAAUCACGAUUUUGAUAACUGGAAAACAAAAGAAUGUUGAAGAUGCCCGAACUCGUCUAGUUCGUGAACUUCAAACACAGGCAACUGUUCGGCUUGAAAUUCCAAAGGAAUAUCACAGUUUUAUUAUUGGCAAACAAGGCUCCAAAUUACACCAACUUGAACAAAAAUUCCUUUGUCGAAUUCAUAUGCCCAAUCGUGAAGAGAAAAGCGACGUCAUUCGUAUUGUUGGCCCAAACGAGUUUAUUGUUGAAGCGGCAAAACAAAUUAAGGCUAUUGGAGAUGAAAUGGCAAAACAAAAGACCGAAAAUCUGAAUAUUCCGCGUUCUUUUUACCCUUGGAUUCGUGGAGUGAACAAUGAAAAACUUGAUGAUUUAAUACACCGAACUGGUGUUAAAAUAAAUAUUCCACCUAUCCAAGCGAAUAAUGAAACAAUUAUUAUUAGUGGAGAACGUGAAGGUGUUGAUGCGGCUGUUGCGGAAAUUAAUCAUAUUUACCAGGAGAAGAAAGAAUCUGUCGUCUCUUUCGAGAUUACUGUCAAAAAGGCUCAGCAUAGGUUCAUUAUUGGUCGUAAACGUACAGGUUUAGAUGAAAUAUUUCGAGAAACGGAAACUAUUGUUGAAAUGCCAUCAGAGGAAAAUGAUUCUAACAAAAUUGUUUUGCGUGGGCCAAAAGAUAAAAUUGGAGAUGCGGCUGGAGCGGUUUAUCAACGUGCUAGUAGUAUUAUUGCAGCAGAGGUUCCUUUCCAAGAAUGGAUGCGUCGUCAUUUAAUUGGCCCUCGUGGGGCUAAUCUUCAGAAUUUGGUUCCUCAUCAAGAAAAUUUGCGUCUAGACUUUGAAGAAGGUUUAAUUUAUAUCGAAGGUCCACCAGAAGAAGUUUUGCAAGCAAAACAAAAAUUAUCUAAGGAAAUUACUCGUCUUGGAAAUGAAUUUUGUUCUGAAGUAAUGCAUGUUGCUCCAAGUUUGCAUAGGCAUAUAAUUGGAAAAAGUGGAUCUGUUGUAAACAAGCUAAAAGAAGAUUUUGACGUUCAAAUUUUUGUGCCUAAUGAAAGUUUAAAAUCUGACUUAAUUCGGUUAGAAGGCAAAAAAGAAAAUGUUGAAAAGGUGCGUGAACAAAUUGCUGAUCUUGUUGAUAAACAACAAAAGCGUCAACAGCCACCGCAAACUUUAAAUAAUAAUAUUCAAAAUAAUAAUACUCAAAAUGGUGUUAAAUCUAAAAUGGAACAACCAACGGAUGUUGAAGUUAGAGAACAACUCGAGGUUGACCCUAAACAUCAUCGACACUUCAUUGUUCGUGGUGCUGAAGUACUUCGUGAUAUUCAAUCCCAAUGUGGAAAUUGUCAAAUAUCGUUCCCAAAACAAGAAACCGGUGAAUCGACUGUUAUUAUUCGAGGUUUUAAAGAAAAUGUUCAGAAUGCUAAAAAACGAAUUUUGGCAAUUGUUGAAGAUUUGGAAGCAUAUACAACUACUCAACUCGAUGUCGACCCUAAACACCAUCGUCACUUCAUUCUUCGCGGGGCAGAAGUACUUCGUGAUAUUCAAUCCAAUUGUGGCAAUAUCCAAAUUUCGUUCCCAAAACAAGAGACUGGUGAAUCGACAGUUGUUCUACGUGGACAUAAAGACCAUGUUGAGGCUGCGAAGAAACGUAUUUUGGCAAUUGUUGAAGAAUUGGACUCUUUGGUUCAAGAACAACUUGAAGUUGACCCUAAACAUCAUCGUCACUUUAUUCUUCGUAGUGCUAAAGUUCUUCGCGAUAUUCAAAACAAAUGUGGCAAUAUCCAAAUAUCUUUUCCAAAACAAGAGACUGGUGAAUCGACAGUUGUUUUACGUGGACAUAAAGAUCAUGUUGAGGCUGCAAAGAAGCGUAUUUUGGCAAUUGUUGAGGAAUUGGAUUCAUUGGUUCAAGAAGAACUUGAUAUUGACCCAAAACACCAUCGUCACUUCAUCUCUCGUGGAGCCAAAGUUCUUCGCGAGAUUCAAACUGCAUGUGGAAACUGCCAAAUAUCUUUCCCAAAACAAGACAGUGGUGAAGCGUUGGUUAUCCUUCGAGGCAAAAAAGAACAUGUUGAGGCUGCAAAGGAGAAAAUAUUUGCGAUUAUCGAAGAAUUGGACUUUCUCAGCGAAUUUGUUCUUCGUUCCCAGCAACAUACUCGUCGUGAACCUUCACCACCACCUUCAAAACAAGAUAACCAAAAUGUUGAGAUAACUGGAGCUCCGUGGCAACUUGACUCUCUUGAACAAUUUCCAACUAUUGGGAAUGGUCCUGCACCAACAUCAACCGUUCAAAAGCCAGUAGCACCGCUUGGAGGGCAGGCUUGUUGGGGUAAACAACGUUAA